Messenger RNA from Rotaria sp. Silwood2, 16998 nucleotides. The record is from the annotation of a GenBank genome assembly. NCBI's taxonomy places the organism in Eukaryota, Metazoa, Rotifera, Eurotatoria, Philodinida, Philodinidae.
AUGACUCAACCCAAUAUUUUUACUAUAUGUUCACGUCUAAAUGAAUAUUUGGAACGUGUAAUCGAAAAUGAUGGUGAUCCACAAUCAGCUCAAAGAUCUAUUGAUCAACUAGUAAAAAUUAAUUAUAAUUUAAGUGCAGAAGAAGCUGGUGAAGUUCUUCGACUAAUCUUUUAUCCAUAUGGUAGUCGCACACUCGUACAUGGACAGAAGAAACUCGCAAUCAAAAUGGUCAAACUUAUGGAAUGGUGGUUGCUACGAAAACCGAAUAAUAGACCUAAAAGUCCUUUGAUGGAUUUAAUUUGUGAACAACAAAUUAUUGAAGUAGAAAAAGAUAAAAACAAUGAAGAUGUUAGACGACUUGUGAAAAAUCCAGAUGCAACAAAUAAUCUUUUUCCUUUGAUGUCAUUAUUCGAUGUUUAUGAUUGUACAGGACAAGAAAUGAAUGCAUUAAUAAAUGUUAUUACAGAAUGUAUUCGACAUACUGAGAGUAGACUUGGUAAAAUGCAUAAAUAUUUAAUUGAACCAGAAUAUUUUGAAUCUAUUUGGCGACUUUAUUUCGAUCCAUUAGUUAUUAAAAAUGUUCUUCAAGAUGAUGAACAUACACAUGAAGAAGCCGUAGGUCAAACAGCAUAUUUAUCAUUAACAAAUAAUGAAAUUUAUAUUCAAUGGACAGAUGAACGUAAAGAUAAAUAUAUCCAAGGAAUAGUACCACGACGUUCACGUGUUAAUGAACUUGUUCAUGAAGCAUUGAAUGUUUGUCAAGAUUCAAAAGAAAUUUUAUUAUUAUUGAAAAAAAUACGUUUAGUUUUAAUUAAUGUUAAACAUUUUUUACCAACUUGGAUGAAUUUAUUUACUCAUAUAAUUAAAUUAAAAUUUUUUAAUAAUGAAAUAAUUGAAUUUCUAUUUAAACGUUUACAAGAUAUUCAAAUGAUUAAUUGUGAAAAUGAAUUAAAUAAAUUAAUUCUUGAUUUAUUUGAAGUUUGGCCAAAACUUAGUGAUGCAAAACAAAUGUUUUAUAUUUCAAAUCAAAUAGUUCAAUUAAUAGAAAAAUUAAUUCUUCAUAAAACAAAAAUUUCAAUGGAAUUUAUUGAAGAUUUAAUUAAAAGAAUUUCUGUAAAUACACCUAUAAAAAAUAUCAAUGGUCAUAUUUGUUUUUAUUUUUUACUUAAAGAUCUUCUUCCAAUUUUUGACAAAUAUUCAGAAAUAAAUUUAAUUAAAAAAUUUGAUCAUAUUAUCAUUGUUGGAUAUGCAGAUUUUAUUUUAACUAAUAAAACUGAUAAACAACCAAUGAAUGAACAUUGUGAUGCUCUUUUAAUUAUAUUAAAAUAUAUAACUAAAAGUACAAAUGAUAAUUAUCUUGAAUAUUGGUUUGAUCGUAUUAUUAAAUAUCCAAAUGAAAUAUUUUUAUUUGAAAUAAUAUCAAAAUCAAUUUAUCCAACAAGUACAUUAGCUAUUUAUGUACGAGACAUGACAAUUGAACGAAUCAAUAAAUUUCUAUUAUGUUUACAAAAUCCAUUAUGUUUACAAUUUAUAUCUGUUUUAUUAAUAAUUAUUGAAUUUUUAUCAAAAAAUGGUCAAACAUAUUCGAUUCUUUUUCAAUCGAAUUGUUUUCAUGAAAUAUUAAAAAAUUGGUUAUUAAAUGAAACAUCAUCAAUAAUUAUUGUUCAAAUUAUAAUAUUAUUAAUUGAUGUUGGUUCAUCAAAAUAUAAUCAAUAUAAAUUAGAUAUUGCGAAAUUUCUUCUUGAUAAUUAUUCAUCAAAAUUAAUUUCAAUUGAUUUUAAAGAUCAAAGUCCAUUUGCAAAUAUUAUUCUUUUUCUGUCAUCGAUUUCAAAUGAUGAUCAAAUAAAUGAAUCAAAUACAAUGAAUUAUGCUGAAAUUUUACUUAAAAUUUUUUUUUCUCAAAUUGAUCAAAUUAAUGAUAAUGAUGAUAAUAUUCAAAAAUCUUUUUUAUCACAUUUAAUUAGUCUUAGUAAAGAACUAAUUCUUGAACAACAAUCAAGAAAUAAAUUUAUUUUAUUACUUUCACCUUAUAUACCUGAUUUAAUGGGUCUAUUAGGUCAAUGUAAUCAUUUAAAAUAUAUAUCUAUUAAACUUCUUGGUGAAAUACUUGAUUUAUCUGAAAAAGAACGUUCUUCUCUUAUUGAAAAUAUUCAAAAUUUCAUCGUAGAUGAAGAUUCAACUAUUCUUGCAACUAGUACUCGUCAACAAUUACAGCCACAACCACAACAACAACAGAAUUUUUUCUUCACUCCUGAAGCUGUAAAAAAAUUAGAGAUUGCUCGUGUACAACAUACUGAUUUCGUCAAUGGACAACAAUUUUUAAAUACUUUAGAACAAGCCGAACAAAGAACAAUCGAUAAAUUACUUAAUGAUCGUUUAUCAAAACAACGUUCUACUAAUACAAGUUCAUCAACAGAAGUUAAACAUUCAGAUCAUAUUAUUCUUACAGCUACAACUAAUCAGAAUAUAAAUAAAGUACUUGAAGUACUCAAUGAUCCAGUUCCUAUAUUACUCGAAGGUAACACUGGUGUAGGUAAAAGUGCUACUGUUAUGGAAGCAGCAAAACGUGCAGGUCGCGAACUUAUUCGAUAUAAUAUGUCAUCACGUGUUACUAUUGAAGAUCUUCUUGGCAAAGUUAUGCUUAUAUUUGAUAAAGAAACAAAAACAAGUAAAUUUAAAUUUAUUGAAGGUCCAUUUACAAAAGCAUUUAAAGAAGGUCAUUGGAUAUUAUUUGAUGAACUUAAUCUUGCACAAGAUACUGUUCUUCAAGCUAUUGAAUCAGCACUUGAUACACAUCAUUUAAAAAUUCAUAAUCAAAGUUCAGCAAAAGAAUCAGUUGUUGAUUAUCAAAUGAAUAAUGAUUUUCGAUUAUUUGCUACAGAAAAUCCAAAUACUGGUUUUUUUAAAGAUAAACGAGAAAAAUUAUCAGCUUCAUUUCUUAGUCGUUUUCGAACAACGAUUUUUACUGAAUUACCUGAUAUUGAAUUGUAUGAAAUUGUUCAAAAAAAAUUAGAGCCUUAUUUAGAUGAUAAAGCUAAAGAUUAUGCAGAUUUACUUGUAACAGAUUUUAAUAGAAAACUUAAAGAAGCAUUAAAAAGUCCAAAACAAAGAUUAACUGAAAUAGGACCAUAUGCUGAAAUAUCUAUUCGAGAAUUAUUAAAAUGGGUUGAACAUUUAAUGUGGUUUAAACAAAAAGGACAAUUACCAGAUGAUGGAGAAGAACGUGGAUUAAUGCUUAGUUUUAGUGCAUGGUGUAUAUAUGGUGCACGAUAUCGUAGUAAUGGACGAGACUUAAUUGAAAAGAUUUUAACUGAUAAUGGAAAAGGUGGUUGGGGUCAUCCAACAUUUCAAACAAAAAAAAUCAAUAUUGAUCAACGAUUAAAUAAAAUUUUAUUAGAUAUUAAUCGAUAUUCAACUCGAGUUGAAAUUCGAUCAAUUAAAAAUCCUGAACAUGAAUGGACACGUAUUUUUACUUUAGUUGAUCUUAAAACAAUUAAAUUUAAUUUAAAUAUAUGGACAAUUGCAUUUAAUGUUCAUAAUGCUGUUCAUCAAAUAUUAAUUUCGAAUAAAUUUAUUCUUGAACAUGGAAUUUAUCGUAUUGAUCGUUCGUGGUUAUGGCAAUGGAUUACAUCAGCAAAUCGUUUUUUUGAACAAAUAAAUGAAUUUGCAAUACAAGGUUUUAAAUUAUAUAUUGGUCGUUUUCGUCAUAUUAAAGCACAAGAGAAAAUUCGAAAUUGUUUUAUUGAACAUUUUAAAGAUGUUGAUCUAUCUCAAAUUAUUUCUAAUGAUUAUUUUAUUCAACCAGAAAUGCCAUAUAUUUUAACAAAUCGAAUAUUAACUACAUUAGAACAAGUAUCAUUUAAUAUGCAUAUAAAACAACCAAUACUUGUUACUGGUCCUGAAGGUUGUGGAAAAUCUGAUUUAUUAUUAACUCUUGGUUGGCUUAAUAGUCAACAAGUUAAUCAAUUAAAUAUCACACCUGAAACAGAACCAUCAGCACUUAUUGGUCAAUUUAUUCCCAAUGAAGUAAAAGAUAAAAAUGAUCCAAAUUAUGGUGAAAAAAUAAUUUGGCAAAAUGGUUGUGUAACACAUUCAUUUGUUGAUGGACAAUGGGCAUUACUUGAUAAUUUCAAUACAGCCGAAUCAUCCGUACUUGAACGACUUAAUCCGAUUCUUGAAGAACACCCAAUGCUUAUAUUAACUGAAAAAGGUGAUGUUAAUAAAUUAAAAAUGAAUAAUGAUUAUCGUCUUGUUGCAACAAUGACACCACCUGAUUCACGUUAUUUAUCAUUAAAUAUUGGUGAACUAUCACCAUCACUUUAUAAUCGUUUUGCUAUUGUUCAUAUGAUUGAUAUUGAUAAAGAUUACGAUGAAUUAUUUCAACUUGCCAAAGGUCUUCUUUCAGAUACAGAUGAUAUUGAUCCAAAAUUAGCUAUUGAUAUUUAUAGAAAUAUUUCCGAUUUCUUAUCAAAUAAUGCAACAAAUAUUUCUAAAUUAACUUUAAGAAAUUUUGUUCGUUUUCUUGAUAGUACAUAUCGUCUUCAUCGACGAUUUAAAGAUUCAUAUGAUUUUAUUUCAAUUCUUUGGACUGCUUAUCAUGUUACUAUUGCUAAUCAAGUUAAAGGAAAAGAAAUUAAAAAUCAAAUGACAGAAUCGGUUAAAUCAUUCUUUGCACAUACUCGACCAAAUUGUGAACUUCGUCAACCACCAUUUACUGAUUGGAUUCGAAAAUCAAAUGAACAUAUUUUAACUGAAAGUCGAUUAAAUUAUGCUAAUGCUGUAUUAGGUGCUGUUGCUUGUAAUAUUCCACUUCUAUUAGAAGGUCCAGCAGCUGUUGGAAAAACAACAUUAAUUUCUCAUAUAUGUAAACAUCUUGAUAGUGAAAAAAUGCAUCAUAUAUCAAGUAAACAACUAGGAAAACUUGAACGAGUUAAUAAUACGGAUACAACAACAAUUCAAGAUUAUUUAGGAACAUUUUUACCUGUUAAUAAUGGAUUUGUUUUUCAAAAAGGUGCACUUUAUCGAGCAAUGGAAAAUGGUUGGUGGUUUCUUGCUGAUGAAUUUAAUUUAGCUGAUCCAUCUGUAAUGAAUAUACUUUUUCCAUUACUUGAAGGUAAAAAUUCUCUAAUGAUUCCAACAAGUGGAAAAAUCAUAACAGCUAAAGCAGGUUUUCAUUUUUUUGCCACACAAAAUGAUUCAUCUUAUGCUAAUCGACAUCAAUUACCAAUAUCCUUACGUAAUCGUUUUCUUGAAAUACAAUUUGAUGAAUUUCCUGAAUUAGAAUUAAAAGAAAUUCUUCUUCGACGAAAUAAAUCAAAUCUAACAAAUGAAUCAGCUAAACGUUUAUCUGCAUUUUAUCAUCGAUUAAUUCGUCCACGAUCACGUAUUACAUUUCGUGAACUUGUUAAAUGGUUACAUCGACAUGAAUUAUUUUCUCCUCAACAAGAUUUAUUUUCAUCACAGCAUGAAAUUUUUAAUACUGAAAAAGAUUUUUGGUCAAUGAUUGGUGCAUCAUUAUUAACAGGCAAAUAUCCAUUAGAAUCAUUAAUAAGACAAACAUUAAUUAAUGAUUUAAAUACAAUUUGGCCAAAUAAUAUAAUAACAACAAAUUUAAGAAUAUCUAUUCAAGAUAUUGGUGGUGGGAAAACUCGUUUUCAAGAAAAUGAUCUUUUUGUUGAUUUAAAAACAACGAAACUAUCCGAUAGUAUUCUAUUAACAUCACCAAAAACAUUUAAACAAGCAUUUGUACGUAUUGCUUUAGCUAUUCAUGCAGGUGAACCUGUACUUCUUGUUGGACCAACAUCAUGUAAAACAUUAAUUGUUGAAACAUGGACAAAAUUAUUGAAUCGUUUUCAUGAACUUAUUAAAAUACAUUUAACACCUGAAAGUGAAUCAUCGGAUUUAAUUGGAGAUAUUCAACCAUAUACAUUUCUUGAUUUACUUAAACGAUUACCAACAAUGGCUCAACAUGUUCUACAACGUUUUCAAAAUCUUUUACAAAAUCAAACAAAUGCAGGAAUAUUUGAAAAUAAUGAUAAAAUUUUUAUUAAUAAUCUUAAUAAACUAAUUAUAAAUGAUCUUAAUGAUUUAAUUAAACAAUUUAAAAUAAAAUAUUCACAUGAAGAAGAAGAAGAAAAACAACAAGAAAAUACUCUUCAUAAUAAUUCUUCAACGAAACAAAUACAUAUUCAAUCAUUUGCUAUAUCAAAUCCGAUUGAUGAACUUAGAAAUAAUAUUGAAAAUGUAACUGAAACAAAAACUAGUCGAAUAUCAUCUCAACGAAGUUUUAAUGAUUAUGAAUAUGUACCUCAAAUAUAUGAUGAUGAUGACGAUGAUGAUGAUGAUGAUGAUGAUGAUGAUGAAAUUACACAUAAGAAAAAGAAAUUUCAUAAAAUCUUCUACACUGAUUAUCAAUUAGAAGAUGAUGGUUAUGGUACACGUGGUGCAACUACUAAUGUAGAAAAAUCUCUUGUUAAAAAUAAUGAACAAUCUAAACCAUCUAUAUUUCAAAGAACAAUUUCAAAAAUUGAUGUUGAUUAUAAUGAUAUUGAAGAAUCAGUUUCAAAAUCAACAUUUCAAAAAACUUCAGAUGAAAUAUUUCCAUUGAUAAAUGAUGGUUAUCCACGUCUUAUUAAUCGUACAUCAAAAAUAAUUCAAUCAAAUUCUGAAUCAUUUUCAAAUGAAAACAAACCAAAAAAAAAUUUUUCUAUUGAACUUUGUCAAACAAUUGAAAAAAUUCAAACACAAUUUAAAUUAAUGUUUAAUAAUAAUGAUUAUACAUCAUUUACAUCAAAAGAUACAACACUUAUUGAUUAUGAAUCAAAAUUUAAUAAUGCUUGGGAAAGAUUAAAUUCAUCUGAUAUUGAUCAAACAAAACCAAUAUUUAUUUUUAAUGAUGGACCUGUUAUAACAGUUGCUAAACAUGGUGGAAUACUUUUUCUUGAAGAUCUUGAUUUACCAAGUCAAGCUGUUGUUGAAAGACUUAAUUCAAUGUUUGAAUUAAAUCCAACAUUAACAUUAACCGAAGAUAUAAUAACAUUAACUGAUAAUGGUCAACUUGAUAUUAAAUUAUCAAAAAAUUUUCAAAUAUUUGCAAGUGUUCAUCAAGAAGAAUUAAAUCAAUUAUUAAAAUUAAGUCCAUCAAUACGAUCACGUUUUACAGAAAUUUAUAUUCCAUCUUAUAAUGAUCAAGAAUUAAAAGAACUUAUUAAAUCAUCAUUAAAUAAACAACAAACAGAAACAAAUAAUAUUGAUGAAAUAAUUGAACAAAUGUUUUCAUUAAGAGAAAAAUUACAUUCUGAUCCACAAUGGAAAUUAAAUAAUGAUAUUCAAUUAUUAUUUCGUUGGAUAGAUUUUAUUCAAAAUCAUCAUAUAUCAAUAUCAUUAACACAUCGAAUGUUACUUGGUGCAAGAUUUUUUUAUUUUGAUUUAUUACCAAUAUCACGACAUUCAACUAUAUUUGAAGAAUGGUAUCAAAAUGAAAAAAAAUCAUUUAAUUUAAAAGAAUUUUCUUUUAUAUUUAAUCUACCAGAUGAAACACAUGGUGCAAUGACUAUUCAAUCAAUUCAAUUAGAUAAAAAUAUUUUUCCAUUUCAUGUUGAUUCAGAAUAUAUUGCAUUAAAAUAUACUGGUGUUCGAUAUUCAUUUGAAACAAAAAAAGAUCCAAUAGAAAUAUUAAAUAAACUUAAACAAAAUUUUUUUUGUGUACCAACACCAACAUUGAUCAAUCAAAUAGCACGAAUAUUUGCUGCAAUAUCAUCAAAAACUCCUCUUCUACUUGAAGGACCACCUGGUAUUGGUAAAACUCAAGUUGUAACACAAGUUUGUUCAUUAUUAGGUAAACAAUGUGAAAGAAUUAAUCUUUCAAUAAAUACAUCACUUGAUCAACUUAUUGGUUGUGUUAUUCCUCGUUGUAUUAAUGGUAUUAGAGUUUUUCAAUGGCAAGAAGGACGAGUUUUAUCAGCUAUUCGAACUCAACGUUGGAUUCUUUUUGAUGAAUUAAAUUUAGCUGCACCAGAAGUAUUAGAAGGUUUAACACCAUUAUUUUAUCGAGGAAUAUCACAUUAUACAGUUAAAACAACAGGUGAACAAGUACCAAUAAAAGAUGUUUUACUUUUUGCUACAAUGAAUCCAUCAACAAUUGGUGGUGGAAGAAGUAAAUUACCUCGAUCAAUAAAUAAUUUAUUUACUACUGUUCAAGUUGAUGAUUAUUCAGAAGAAGAAUUACGAAUUAUUCUUAAUCAAUUAUUUUUCUUAGAACUUAAACAAGGUACUAUUCAUAUGAAACAACUUGAUGCAUUAUUUGAUAUGCAAGUUUCAUUUAAAUUACAUAUUAGUCAAAGCGAUCUUGGUCGAACAGGUGGUCCAUAUAAAAUAAAUUUACGUGAUUUAACAAAAUUUCGUGAUGUUUUUCGUCAUUCAAUACAAAGUCAAUUAUCUCAUUAUAGAUUUUUAAAUACAAUUCUUGAUGAAAAUCUUAUUAAUAAUGAUAAUGAUAAUGAAGAAAAAAUUAAAACAAUAAAUGAUUUAAGUCCAACAAUUGAUGUUUCAUCUGCAUGUUUAUUAUCAAUAAGAAAAUUUGCUCAAGUUGUUUAUGCAUGUCAAUUUCAUGGCCAAGAAGAUUUUUUAAAAGCAUGUCAAAUAAUCAAUGAUAAAUUUUCAAUAAAUGAUAAAAUUGAAGAAAAAAAUUGUUCAAUUGAUAUAUCAUCAUAUAAUGUUGUUCGUAUUGGUUCAAUUUAUAUAAAAACAGGUUCCGAACAACCAUUUCCAACUAAUAUGGGUUUAAUAAAAACGAAAAAAACUAUUCAUCAAUUAGAAUUUCUUGCUGCUGCAUGUCAAUCAAAACGUACAAUAUUACUUGAAGGAGAUAUUUGUUCAAGAAAAACAACUCUUGUUAUUGAAUUAGCUCGUAUUACACGUCAUCGAUUAAUUAUUAUUCCAUUACAUGAAAAUUUUGAAACAACAGAUUUAAUCGGUUCUUGGUUACCAAUUAUCGAACAAAAACAAAGACAUCCUUUAUUUAUUGAUAUUGAAAAUUUAUUUAAAAAUAUAAUCAAAUCAAUUCUUAUUAUUAUAAUGCCAUUAUUAUCUGAACAACAUAAUAAAAAUAUUUUUGAUAAAAUAAAAAAAAUUUUACGUUUACGUUCAGAUAAUCAAAUGCGAACAACUCGUGAUGAAAUGUUUGAUUGUGAAAAAACUGCAUUGAAACAAAUAAUUAAUAUAUUAAAUUCAUUUCGAUUACCGCAAGAUCAAAGAAAACAACUUAUAUCACAUUAUAUUCAACUAGCUGAUAAAUAUAUCAAAAGACUUGAACAACUUCAAUUAAGUAAAAAACAAGAAGUAGGUUUUACAUUUGUUGAAUCUGAAUUUGUUCAAGCUAUUCGUGAAGGUUGGUGGGUUUUAUUAGAUAAUGUUAAUUGUGCACCAUCUGAACUUCUUGAAAGAUUAAAUUCAUUAAUAGAAGAUAAUCCAAUAUUAUCUUUAUAUGAAAAUUCUAAUGGACAAAUUUUAACAAAAAAUAAUGAAAGUAUUCAUGAAAAUUUUCGUUUAUUUACUACAGCAAAUCUUAAUCGAAUUUAUUCAAAUAAACUUUCAUCAUCAUUUCUUAAUCGAGUUAUUCGUCUUUGGUUACCACCAAUUGAUGAAUGUGAUCAUAUAGAUUUAUUAAAAACAGAUUUAUAUGAAUUAAUUUCAACACAAUUAAUAACAAUACCAGCUGGAAAACAAUUUGCACAUUUAAUUAUUCAAAUACAUAUUAAUGUUAAACAAUAUGUUAAAGAUGGACAAUUAAUUUAUCCAAAUAAUUUUCAUAUAACAUAUCGUUUAUUAGAACAAUGUAUAAAAACAUUAAUUAAUUUAAUUAAUGAAAAUAUUCAUCCAGUUGAUGCAUGUUAUUGGUCAAUAUUACGUUCAUAUUGUUCAUCAUUAUAUGAUCAUGAACAAUAUAAAUUUUUUCUUAUACAAUUUCAACAAACAAUUGAUAAAUUAGGAUUUCAAUUAUCAUCAACAAUAUUUUCAACACCAAAAAAUGAAUAUCAUGGAAAACAAGAUCGUUAUAUUGAAGAAGAACAAUUUAUUCGAGCUGAAUUUAUUCAAUUUGAAAGAUAUUUAAUGGAAUUUAUAUUUAAUUUAUUAAAAAUUCUUGUACAAGAUGAUAAAUUAAUUGAACAAACACGAAAUCUUUUUAUUUUAUUUAUUGAUGAUAUUUUACUUCCAAUGACACCAAAUGAUAUUCAAUUAAUUCGAUUAAAACAAACACUUAUAAUUAAAACAAAUAACUUUUUAAAUCUUUCAUCAAUAUUAAAUGAAUUUAUUCAAUAUAAAGAAAUUUUUCUUCAUAAUUUUAAUAUUAACAUUUCAAUAGCUAUUAAAGAAUUAAUUCAAAAUCAUUCAAUACCAAUAAAUACAAUGUCAAAACAAAUAUCACAAUUAUUAGAUCAAUAUAUUCGUAAUACAUCAUUUAAUGAUGCAUAUCAACGAUUACAAUUUCUUCGACGAUCAAUUGGUCUUAUUGAAAUUUUUCAUAAUUUUUUUAGUUUAUCAAUAUUUGGAGAAUUUCAUAUGACAACAAAUAUAAAUGUAUUUCGAAUAGAAAUUCUUCAAUAUUUACGACCAUUAUUAUUAUCAUUUAAAGAUCGAUUAAUUUCAUAUGAAAUUUUAAUUGAACCAUCUUUUAUUGAUAUAAAACAACAAUAUUUAAAUGAAACAAAUCUUGAUUUUAAUAUAAAUACAAGUCUUUUAAAAUCAUUUGAUCGUAUUCAAUCACUUCCAAUACGAUCAACAAGAAUAGAUAUGAGAAAAUUUGUUGAAUUUUUGCUUAAUGAAAUUGAUCAACAAUCACCUAGUAGAAAAAUUAUUCAACAUUAUUCAACUUUAUUAGAAUGGAUUAGAAUUCGUUGGAUAUUUGAUGAUUAUUUAACUAAUUCAAUUCGAGAUGCUUUACAAAAUAAUAUUUCAAUUACACGACAUUUUAUUAUUGAAUGUGAAUUGAAAUUUUCUUGUUUAGAAUUAAAUCGAACAAUAUCUCAAAUAAUAAAAAAUACUGUUGAAAAAUUACCUGAUAUACAAUCUUCAUUAAAUAAGAAAUAUUUACAAGCACAAAAUCAUAUGAAAAAUAUUUCAAAUUCUAUCGAUAUUCGUAAAAAACAAAUUACUGAUAUUAAACAUUAUUUUGAGAAAUCAAAAGACAACGAUGAUGUUAAAGGAACAUUUAUUGAAGUUUCACAAUAUAGUCGAUCAACAUUAAAACGUUCUGGUGCUGCUUUUCGUUCAGAAGAUCAUGAUUUACAUGUAAAACAAGAAGAUCUUCAACGUGAUUUAGAUCGACUCACCAAUGAUUUAAAGGAAGCUUCUAAAGAAUUUGAAGAUAUUCAAAAAACCUAUCAAGAUACAUUAACAAAAGCAAUGAACGCACGUAUGCAACUUCGACAAUCAAUGAAAUAUGUUUUUGAAUCAGGUACUUAUCAAUUUAUUGAAGAACGUUUUGAAGAACCGGAUGUUAAUGAACUUAAUCGAAUUUGUCAAUAUCUACAUAAAUCUCGAUUAAAUCCAACAUUGAUCUAUAAUGAUGGUUUACUCGAUGUAUGUGCUAUUCUUGAAACACAAUUUGGACGUGAAUUAAUUUCACAUGAUAAUAUUCUUCGUACACCAUUAAUUUUUUUUCUAUGUGGUUUCUUUUUUCUUCCAAAUUUCGAUCAUCAAUCUCGUAUAUAUAUUAUUUCUCAAUGGGGUCAAUUAAUUGAUGAAAAUUUCGAUAUAAGAACAUUUGAUAAUAAUGUUCUUCUUUUCUAUUGUCCAAAUCAAAAUCAAUAUGAUUGUGCUCUUCUUAAAUUUCUUAAUAAACCACAAAAAUUAACUAUUACUGUUUUAAGUUUAUCAUCUGGUAUAAAUACCAAUGAUUUACGUUUAUCUUUAGAAGAAAUAUUUUCUGAUGGGAUUAAUAUUGAUAUAGAAAAUGAUUAUUUAGAUGAUAUAUAUAAUAAUGAUAAUCAACAUAGAUUUUCUUUAUCUUGUUUAAUGAAAACUUUAAAUAAAACAAAAGAAUUAACAAAUGUUUUUGAAUCAGGUACUUAUCAAUUUAUUGAAGAACGUUUUGAAGAACCGGAUGUUAAUGAACUUAAUCGAAUUUGUCAAUAUCUACAUAAAUCUCGAUUAAAUCCAACAUUGAUCUAUAAUGAUGGUUUACUCGAUGUACGUACUAUUCUUGAAACACAAUUUGGACGUGAAUUAAUUUCACAUGAUAAUAUUCUUCGUACACCAUUAAUUUUUUUUCUAUGUGGUUUUUUUUUUCUUCCAAAUUUCUAUCAUCAAUCUCGUAUAUAUAUUAUUUCUCAAUGGGGUCAAUUAAUUGAUGAAAAUUUCGAUAUAAGAACAUUUGAUAAUAAUGUUCUUUUUUUCUAUUGUCCAAAUCGUAAUCAAUAUGAUUGUGCUCUUCUUAAAUUUCUUAAUAAACCACAAAAAUUAACUAUUACUAUUUUAAGUUUAUCAUCUGAUACAAAUACCAAUGAUUUACGUUUAUCUUUAGAAGAAAUAUUUCCUGAUGGGAUUAAUAUUGAUAUAGAAAAUGAUUAUUUAGAUGAAAUUGAUGAAAUAUAUAAUAAUGAUAAUCAACAUAGAUUUUCUUUAUCUUGUUUAAUGAAAACUUUAAAUAAAACAAAAGAAUUAACAAGUAAACAAAUUUAUGAAAAAGUUAUGAUUAUAUUUAAUCAAUUAAAAGAAUAUGUUCAUGAAAAUCCUCUUCAACAUCGUUCAUUAACUAUUUUUACUUAUCAACAAGCUCAAAAAUUUCAAAAUGAACUUAAAAAAUAUUAUGAAAAUGAAAUAACAGAAAAUAAUCAAUGGUUAAUUUCAGUUGAAAAUUUCUGGACAUUAUUAGAAGCCUAUCAAUCUGUUUUUUCUAAAACAAAUGCCGAUUCAAUUGAACAAGAUCUUCGACAUACAAUACAAUCAUUAGAAAUAACAAAUAUGACAAGUCGUCUUUCAUCAUUAAUCUAUUUAAAAACAAUUCCAUCAACAUAUGCAUCAAGAUCAAUGAUUGAACAAUAUUUACGAGGUGAUGAUAUUAAUCAAACGACAAAAGAAAUAAUUGAUGAAUUUGAAAUAUUUUUUGAUUUUAUUAAAAAAAGUCAUUGUUUAUUAAAUUUAAUUAUUCAAUAUGUAACAAUAAAAGAUGAAAAUGAUUUAUAUUAUUUAACACCAAUGAUUAUUGAACAUUGUCAACACAUAUUUCAUUCAAUAUUAACUGUUACAGAAAUAAUUAAUGGUCGUUUAUAUAUUUCAACUAAAAUUUCAGAAGAUAAAUUUGAAAAUUUUCAAAAACAACUUGAAAAAGAUUUAGAUGAAAUAAAAUUCCCAAGAAAUUUAAUUAUACGCUAUGGUUUAGAUCGAUUUAUUGUUUGUUUAGCACCUAUAUUUAAUGAAAAUCAAUCUAAUCCAAUAUUAACAAAUGACAAUAAAGAUCAAAUAAGAUCUAAUGGAUUUAUUAUAGAAGAUUCAAAAAAAAUUCGUCGACAAGCAAUUCAAACAACAAUUGAUACAAGUAUUUCUAAAUUAACUGAACUUUUAUCUCGUGCUGGUCAAUUACCAUUAAGACCACAUAAUCUUAUUCGACGUAUUCAUGAAAUUUUACAUAAAUUAAAAACUUUUGAUAUUUAUCAUGAACAUGAAGAUAAUAUUAAUUGUUUAAUUGCUGAAGAAACUAUUCUUAUUAAUUUAUUUGAAAAAUUUCAACAAGAAAUUAAUCAUUAUACAUCAUUUCAUGUUCAUUUACCAACUGAUCAACAAAUACAUGAAAUAACUCAAAAUGAAUUAAAAAUAAAUAAUCAUCAAAUAUCUUUACAGAAUCAUAUUGAUCAAUUAAAAAUUCAUAUUGAAACAAUUUCUAUUCAUAGUCAAUCACAUUUAUUUGAAGAUAUAAAUCAAUUAAUUCGUUUAACACAUUCAUAUCUAUCAAAUCAAAUCUGGAUACGUACUAUGAGUUUAUUAAAAUUAUCAACAACUGAACAAUUACGAAAUUGUUUAAUAUUAUUAAGUGAUGAUUUAGCAAGUCAAUGUGGUUUUAUUUCGUCGAAUUCAUUAUUAAUCAAUGUUCCACUUGCAUAUGGAAGAUUUCGAUGUGAUUUAUUAAUUGAACAAAGUAAAUGUGAAAUGAUUUCAGGUUAUUUAAAUGUUGCUUAUUUAACGAAUAAAAUUCGUGAUUGGAUGACUGAAGCUCAUUUAAAUGUUUUUAAUUUAUUAGAAAAUAUUAAAAAAAUAUUUGAUAAUAUAAAUUGCGCACAAAAUCAAAUGAAAAAUUUUACUGGAGAUACAAGUUGUAGUAUAUUACCUAUUGAAAUACGUCCGGAAGAUUUAAUUUGUUUAUUUGCACCUGAAUAUACAACAAUAAUUGAAGCUAUUUGUGAAAAAGUUAAUGAAAUUGAUGAAUUUCUUUCUUGUCGCAGAGAUAAAAUUGAAUCGAUAAAAUUAUCAUUAACAAAACCUUCAUCAGAAAAAAGAGCUACACAUGGUUUAUCAAGUUAUGUUUAUCUCAAUCAAUCAUCAACAUCAGUAUUUCUGUUCGAUAAACAUAAACAUAUUCAUUAUAUUCUUGAUGAUACAAUUAGUUUUAUUCAACAAUUAAUUAAUUCAUAUAUUGAUAUUGAUUAUCGAAAUUGUUUUCUAAUGAAAAUUGCAACAAGUUAUAAAGAAUUAUUUCCAAUUCAUAUAGCAUUAUCAUUAGCAUUAAUCAUUUUAAUAAGUUGGUCAUCAUAUUAUCUUGAAGAUUUUGAAUUAUAUUUUCAACAAUUAACAUUAGUUAAUUUAAAUGAUGAUAUAAAUCAAAGUGAAGAUGAACAAAAAAAACUUGAUGAACAAAAAACAAAAUUAACUCUACUUCAAACUAAACUUAAACAAGUUAAAAUUUCAACAGAAAAUGCUAAAUUAUCAUAUGAUGAUGCAUGUAAUGCGGAAUAUAUUGUUCGACAAAAACGAGAAGAAUAUCUUCGUCAAUGUAUUGAACGAGAAGAAAAAAUUGAAAAUGAAACAAAAUUACAACAACAUUGUGUUGAUGAUUUAGAAGAUAAUCUUAAAUUAUUAAACGAGAAAUAUAAAAUAAAACUUAAAAAUGAACAAUAUCAAUGGUGUAAAAAUGUAAUUCAAUGUUUUCAAAGAAUUUCAAAUGAAAUUUGUAAAUUUAUUUUUAAUCUUGUUGAUAAACAACCAUCAACAUCAACAGAAAAUUAUCAAAAUCUUCUAUUAAUUCUUAUUUCACUUGUUCGACAAGAUUUUCUCGAACCAACAAAAAUGAAACUUGAUUUAAAUAAAAUAAUCAAUAUUGAACAAAUAGUUAAAGAACAAUUAGAUCAAAUUUUUAUUUAUACAAAAUUUUUAACGGAAAAAGAUCCAAUGCAUAAUUAUCUUAGAUUUUAUCGUGAGAUUUUCUACAUAGGAUUUUGUUCAUUAAAAAAUUCUUUAAAAAGUUGGAAAAUUUAUUCAGAAAAAUUACAGUCAAUUGAAAUUGAAUCAUUCAUUCAAAAAAAUAAAAAGCAAGAUUUAUGUCAAUUAAAUACAUUAACACGUGAGAAAUGUUUUAAAUUUAUUGAACAAAUUCGAACAGGUUAUGAACAAACUGAAAUAAUGAAAUCUGCACAAGAUAUCAGUCGAUAUGUACGGAAUAAAACAAAUAAUUUUGAUUUCAUUUUUACUGGACAACAAUUUGGAAAACAAAUUAAAAAUCUUAUACGAGAUUUUGAAAGAUUUAUUACUAAUUUACUUAUUAUUGGUUGUCGAUAUUUACAAUUACAACGUGGUACACGUGAACCACUUGAUGAUUUAUUAAUUGGAAUAACAUAUGAAGUUAUUGAUCGACAUUUACCAAGAAAUGAACUUGUUUUACUUCAAUUACUUGAUACAUGUGAAAUACAAUUAAAAAGUCAUUGUGAUACACUUUUAUUUCAAACAUUACACAUUACAUUUCAAUUUAGUUCAAAUCCAUUUGCACUUUCAGAUAGACUUGAUCGUUCAGCUAAAGCUUUAUCACAUUUAAUUCUUCCAGCUGCUCAUAUGAUUGAAAGAAUGUGGUCAACUAUUACUCAAUUAAUUAAUAAAAUCGGUGCAAAAAUAACUGAAGAAGAAUAUAAGAUUCUUGACAUUGUUUGUAAAGAUUUUGUUCGAUUAAUUGAACCAUCAUGUGAAAUAAUAAAUGAAUCAGAUUUUCUUCAUUUACAACUAAAGUCAAAUCAAUUUCAAUUAAUGUCUGAACAUAUUGAUAAUUUAUAUGAAAUAUUAAUUGAUAAACGUCAUGGAAUGAAAAUAUUUUGUGAAAAUAUGAAAUCUCGAUGGAAUUUAACAUUAAAAGAAAUUUUACAAGAUUUUAUUAAAUGUAAACAAUUUAAUAUUCAACGUCAAUUAGAACAGAAUCAACGUUCAAGAAAAAAAUUCGAAUAUUUAUUUGAUAAUAAUAAUUCACAACAAUCAGAUGAAAUUCAUCUUGCUGAUAUUGAAAAUGUUUUAAAAUCUAAAACAAUUGAUAUAAAUCUUCAUACAAAUCGAUUAAAUCGUCUUCGAUAUCUUCAAAUUGUUUAUAAUUUAAUUUUCAAUGGUAUUAAUAAUCUUGGAUCAAAUUUAAUUAAUACUCCAACUCAACAUAUUCAUCAUCGAAUAUUAUUACCAUUAUUUAGUAUAAUUAGUAAAUUAUAUGAUGAUUGUGAAAAAUCUUUACUUAUACAACCAUUAAUUGAUUUUAUUCAAAAUAAUGAUUUAAUAAAACAUUUAUUUCAAUUAAUUGAAACAAUUCAUCGUUUAGAAAUGAAUUUAUUUGAUACACUUUUAUCUCUAUCAUUAGUUGAUUUAGCCGAAAAUUAUGAAAAUUUAUAUAAAUUAAUUGAUUUUAAAUUUUAUAUCGAUCAUUGUUUAGAAAUAAUUCAACAAUGGAAAUUAUCUGGCAAAAAUUUUCUUCAAUUACGUAAAGAACAACGAUUAAAUAAUGAAUAUUUAACUAAAAUNUCUUCAAAUUGUUUAUAA